AUGGGAUUCAAGUUUCUCUGCUGUCAGCGCCCGCGCGCUGUCGCGCCCCACUCUCCGCCGGGCACCUCUGUCUCCGCGCCCGUGGAGCCGAGCAAGGGUGCUUCGGGCGCGUUGGGCUCCUUCGCCUCCAAGAUGGACUUCCCCGAACAGAAGCCUGGGCGAAGCGAAGAGGCCGCCCACGCAGCGCGCGAGGGCUCGCUGGAGAAUGCCAGAACGAACGGCGUCGCUCCGAUUUCCACAGCAGAGAGCGACGCGUCGCCUCCGAGCGCCGCGCCUGCAGCGCCCGCGCCGGGGGGCGGCGACAAGAAGGACGACAGCACCGGUUCGCCGAGUCCACGGCUGAUUCCCCCAGAGGGCGAGGCGGACGUCGCGCGGCCGGCGGCAGACCUCGCAGAAGUGAAGGGCGAAGAGGGCCUAGGCAUUCGCACUGCCGGCAGCAGAGGCGCAGAGGGGAGCGGCGGCGACGCGCCCGCGCCCGCCGUGCCCGAGGCGGAGGGCCCUGGGGCGGCAGUCCCCGAGAGGCAGGCUGAGGCGUCCAGCGGGGGGGAGGGCGCGGCGGCGCCGCAGGAGGCCGCGGCUGCGGCCGAGGCUAGCGCGGCGGUGGGCGAGGGCAAGCCGAGCGAGGCUGCAGGCGAGAAGUCGGUGGAGCGGCCUCCGCACGCGCAGAGUUUGGAGCCCUUUUCGCCCGCAGCCGUCGGUGCGGGGGGCGAGGAGCGGAAGCGGUCGAGCGUGCGCGACUCGUUGGUUUCUUUCGAGGAUCUGUUGGAGAGGAAGUGGAAGAAGCUGGAGGCGUACCUCGAGGAGGAGCAGCUGUUCAAGGCCUUCUCGUACGUGCUGUUUCUGGAGCACCAGAUCGACCGCAGACUCGCGGUCCUGAACGCCACGCUGGGGCUGCCGCCUGCUUCCGCGUCCUGCUUCGCGCCGCUCUUCCCGGGGCGCGAGCGUGCGGAGGAGCGUGCGCAAUUCGACGGGGUUGACGGGGGGGCGGAGGAGUUUGCGGCGGCUUCUCGCGCUGCGCCGCCGGCCUCCACGAUGCUGCUGAAGAAGCAAGAAGACCUCCGGACUCAGCGCGAGUUCCUUCUCGCCUUCGCGACGCGCGUCGUGACCAAUCAGGCGGUGAAAAACCUCUGCUUUGAGAUGCGGUGGGCGCUGCAGAUGCUGUCGUACUUCCACCUGGAUCACCUUCGUCAGGCUUGCGAAGAGCCGCGGCUCUCGGUCUGCGAGAGUCUCUCCUCCUUGCCUCGCUCGGCCUCCUGCGCCUCGCAGUCCUCCACGCUGUCUUACUUCAACAAACUCUCUGCGACCGACGCCGCGAAAGACCGAGCCGAUCGCGCCGCAGAGGCGCUGGGCGGCGCGACUCGCGGCGGGGGGCUGGGCGGCGCGGCGGGCGACCGCGACGGGGGUCGCGACGACGACGCGAUGACGGCUGGCAACUCGUCCACGGCCUUCCCCGAGCGAAAAAUCAGCGCCACCAAGAUAAAGCAGGGCCUGCGCAAUAUGAGCCGCAAAAUGAGCUUCUCCAGACGAGGCAGCUCCGCCCGCCGCUCGAGCGUGAGAAAAAUGAUGACCAAGAAGGUGCAGGACGACGAGGGCUGGAUUCGCGAAAAAGGCAAGUACUUGGAUUUGGCGUAUCGCGUGGAGAAGGACACGUCUGUGUCGAUGAAGGUACGCGGGAAGCUGCCUUGCCGGUUGUUCGAGGUGCUUUCGAUUCUGAACGAAACCGAUCUGGCGGGGACCUGGGCGCCGUUCUUCAAGUCUGCCGAGCGCGAGUAUCAGUAUACGAAGGCGUCGCAGCUGGUGCGUCAGGUCUACGACUACCCGAUCCUCGGCGCGAAGGAGACGCUGAUGUUUUGCGUGGGCAUCAACGCGCUCGAGGAGGCCGGCUGCGUGAUCAUCUUUUGCCGGUCGCCGCCCGAGGGCGCGACCGAGUUUCUGGGUCUGCCGAUUCCAGAGAAGCGGAAGAUUCUUCGCAUCCAGUCUGCGGAUCUCGUCUUUCUGCUUUAUCCGAUCUCCGAGGGUCGGCAAACGACGCUCGAGUUGUACGCCAACUUCCAUCACGGCCUGCGCUUCGUGCCCAUGAAGAUCAUCACCUUCGUAGUGAAGAAAGUCGUCCGCGGCAUGUUUGUCGCCAUCGCCCGCCAGUGCCAAAACUUCCAGACCGGGCCUUACAAGGCGCGCGUGAAAAACAACCCCGCGUUCUACAACUGGAUGGAAACGAAAAUCGAGGAAUACGUCCAGCAGCAAACGCAAGGCCACGUGCGGAACGCCGAGUCCAUCAGCCUUGCCAGCUUCAACUACGAGGACUUCCAGGAGUAA
Messenger RNA from Besnoitia besnoiti, 2316 nucleotides. RefSeq lists its product as uncharacterized. Lineage: Eukaryota; Apicomplexa; Conoidasida; Eucoccidiorida; Sarcocystidae. The transcript has 2 exons. The record is from RefSeq and is a predicted model, not a curated record. The coding region runs from base 1 to 2316 and encodes 771 amino acids.